Molecule: messenger RNA, 537 nt
Organism: Lactuca sativa (garden lettuce)
Lineage: Eukaryota; Viridiplantae; Streptophyta; Magnoliopsida; Asterales; Asteraceae
Source: RefSeq, a predicted model, not a curated record
AUGGUUCAGCUCCAUGAAAUUUUAGAAGGAUCUUCAUCUUCUUCAUCAACUCAUGGUCAUGGAUAUGACGUAUUUCUAAGUUUCAGAGGACUUGACACUCGUCAUAGUUUCACUAAUCACCUUUAUAAUGCCCUCAUACAUGCCAAUAUUAAUACCUUUUUGGAUGACGAAGAAAUUGAAACUGGAGAAGAUCUGAAACCAGAAUUGGAGAGUGCAAUUAAAUCAUCCAAGGCUUCUGUUAUUGUGCUGUCCCAGAACUAUGCUGAUUCCACAUGGUGUCUUGAUGAACUGGUAUUGAUCCUUGAGCAACGAAGGAUAUCCAAACAUGUUGUAAUCCCCAUCUUCUAUCAUGUUGAGCCCGCACAUGUGAGGAAGCAAGAAGGUAGCUUUGGAGAUGCAAUGGCUAAUCAUAUACAGAAGAUGGAGGCAGAGGCAAAUACAGAUAAAAGAAGCAAAUGGGCUCAAAAGAUUGACCGAUGGAGUAAUGCACUUAGAGAAGUUGCUGAUUUGAAAGGGAAGGAUGCAAAUGGCAGGUAG